Molecule: messenger RNA, 1484 nt
Organism: Chrysemys picta bellii (western painted turtle)
Lineage: Eukaryota; Metazoa; Chordata; Testudines; Emydidae
Source: RefSeq, a predicted model, not a curated record
UGGCCAGAUGUAUUUCAACUCCAUCAUCUCGGACAGCACCAAACUCCUGAAGCCCAUCCUGGUCUUCGCCUUCGCCAUCGCCGCCGGCAUCUGCGGCUUGACCCAGAUCACCCAGUACCGCAGCCACCCUAUCGACGUCUACGUGGGCUUCCUCAUCGGCUCCGGGAUCGCGGCCUACCUGGCAUACCACGCGGUGGGCAACUUCCAAGCGCCGACCGAGAGGGCCCCGGCCAACCCCCCCACCAAGGACGCCCUGCGGGCCCUGACCCAGCGGGGCCAUGACUCGGUGUACCACCAGAAUAAGUCGGUCAGCACGGACGAGCUCAACCCCCAGACCCGGCUGGACGGGGUGAACCGCCAGGUCCAGCGGGAGAAGAACUCCCUGGGCAGCCUGAAACGGGCCAGCGUGGACGUGGACCUGCUGGCCCCCCGCAGCCCCAUGGGCAAGGAGAACAUGGUCACCUUCAGCAACACCCUGCCCCGGGUCAACACCCCCUCCAUGGACGACCCCGCCCGGCGCCACAUGACCAUCCACGUCCCCGUGGACGCCUCCCGCUCCAAGCAGCUCAUCACCGAGUGGAAGCAGAAAUCCCUGGAGGGCCGGAGCAUGACGCUGGCCGAGGAGGCCAGUGGGCACGCGAGGGCUGGCUCAGACUCGGUGGGCGUGGAUGAAGAGGAGCAUGUCCCCCCCUCACUCUACCCGACGGUGCAGGCCCGCACGGCCGAGCGGGCUGCCAUGGGGCCCCGGGUUCUCAUCCAGCCCCGGCCGGGGGUCCAGCUGGUUCACAUCCCCGAGGAGAGCCAAGGCACUGCCAACAUCUCGCCCAACAGCAGCUCAGCCGUGCGGGCCAAGUGGAUGAUGAUGGCGGAGAAAGGGGCGGGCCAGCGGGUGGCCAACCCGCCUCGGCUCAUGCAGGUCAUCGCCAUGUCCAAACAGCAGGGCCUGGUGUCCGUCACCCCCAAGCACUCGGAGACCUCCUCGUCCUCCACCAGCUCCGACUCCUCCCAGUACCGCUCGCCGUCAGAGCGGGACAGCUCCAGCAUCGUCACCAUCGACGCCCACGCCCCGCACCACCCCGUGGUGCACCUCUCCUCCGGCAACGGGCCCUGGGAGUGGAAGGUGGCCCAGAAAGGCUCAGAUGGGCAGGACGCCUACGAGCUGAACGAGAUGAGCAAGGAUUACCGGGGCUUCCGGCCCACCAGGAGCGCCGGCGUCUCCCCGGGCUCCUCCGUCAGCGACAUCGAGCAGGACGAGCCGCGCUACGGCAGCGUGGCCACCAUCAACGUGGCGCCGGGAGGGAGCGGGGCGGCGGAGCGGGGUGAGGGCAUCCCGGAGAAUCUGCUAGGCCCCGCCAGCCGGGAGUCCACCCUGCGGAGGAAGCCCGCCGGCCUGACCGUCAGCGAGAAGGACGGACACACGGACAACGAGGCGGAAAACUACUACAAGAAAAUCCAAGCCAACCGGAGAUUUAAGGAGUAAUUCA